AUGGCAUCCUCCGCGUUCGCAUCGACAUCAGCGGCAGCCUUUCCGGCUUUGAAUACUGCGGCGAAAACGAGGAGUGCGGGACGAAAAGCAUCAUCGUCAUCGAUGCGUGUCUCGAAGAUGAGAGCGAUUCAGUCGUCGUCGACCUCCUCUGCGACUGAAGAAGAAACGGUGGAGGCGCGAACGACGACACCAACGGAGACGACCCCCACGUCCUCCUCGCUCUCGAAAGAUCUCCUCCCUAAAGAAAUAGGAUCGUGUUCCAAAGACGAGUUAGACGCGUGGCUGGCAGAUAUCAUGAAACUCCCAGAACAGAAGAUGAAGUUGGAAUACUUCAAAGAGGAAGGGCGAGGGUUAGUCGCGACCGAGUCGAUCAAACGAGGCGAGAAAGUUCUGGAGAUUCCCCAAGAGGCGAUAAUCACUGUCGAAGUCGCUCUGAAGGAGUCUUUGUUACGAGAGAAGAAAAAACUCGCCGAGUUGCAAGAGUGGUCGAUAUUGGCGACGUUUUUAGCGGAGACGGCGCAGAAUUUGAGCACAGAGGAUAAUUCGUCCAACAAGUAUAGGUUCGCGACGUACGUGAAAGCGUUGCCGAGGAGCACCGGGUCGGUUUUAGAGUGGCCGGAAUCGGACGUGAGGACGCUGUUGGCGGGGUCGCCGAGUUUGUUCUCGGCGUUGGAGCGAAGAGCGAGCGUGGCGGCGGCGAUUGCGGAAAUUCGAGUCAACUUCCCGGAGUUGAACGAGAAAACGUUACAGUGGGCGUUUGAUAUUUUGUUCAGUCGGUUGAUUCGGUUGGAAAGUUUAGGAGGUAACUUAGCGUUGGUGCCGUGGGCGGAUAUGUUGAAUCACCAACCCGGUUGCGAGGCGUUUAUCGAUUUAGAUCGAGGAUCGAGGAAAGUGUGUUUGACGACGGAUAGAAGUUACGAACCUGGGGAACAAGUCUGGGCAAGUUACGGCCAAAGACCGUCUUCAGAGUUGUUGAUUUCCUACGGGUUUGCGCCAGCGGUAGGCGAUAAUCCAGACGACGAGUACGCGUUGAAUUUACAAAUCGACGAGGAGGAUCCGUUUGCGAGCGCAAAAGUGAACGCGUUGGCGAGCCAAAAUAUUCAAGCUUUUGAAACGUUUCCUUUGCGGUUGAACGGGUAUCCUAGACAAUUGUUACAGUACGCAUCUUUUGCUAUGUGCACGCCGGACGACCCGUCGAAAGUGGACGAGUUGUGUCGCGCGGCGUUUGUGGAUAUCCAAGCGCCAAAAUCGUUGCGAAACGGUGUCGAUUUGGCCAGAGGGUUAUUAGCGUCUAAAAACGUCUUAAAAUCGAAAGGUAAACGAGGCGCGGUUUUAGGUGGUGUCCAAGGCGAGAUUGCCGUUCGAGAGAUGCUGGCGGAUGUGACCAGAGACGCGUUAGAUAGAUACGCGAACACGGUGGAUAAAGAUAAAGGUUUAGCGUUGGGAAGGAUGCCGGAGAUGCCGGAGGCGAGCAUGUGGAUCGGAGAUGCGAGCACGGCGAUCAAGAGUUCCAUGCGAUCGGUAUGCGCGGCGAGAGUUAGAGUUUCAGAGAGGAGAAUUUUAGCCAAAACGGAUUCGGAGGUGAGAUUACAGCUCCGAAGAUUAAAGAGCGAGCAAAUGAACAGCAAAUAG
Molecule: messenger RNA, 1632 nt
Organism: Bathycoccus prasinos
Lineage: Eukaryota; Viridiplantae; Chlorophyta; Mamiellophyceae; Mamiellales; Bathycoccaceae
Exons: 1
Coding region: 1-1632 (543 amino acids)
Biological process (GO): peptidyl-lysine monomethylation
Molecular function (GO): protein-lysine N-methyltransferase activity; protein binding
Source: RefSeq, a predicted model, not a curated record